AUGAUUAAAAAUAUCUUCAAUGAGUAUCUCAAGUCGCAUGAAGUGCGGCGGACGGAUCAUGAGGGACUCAGGAAAGUUGCCAGGGAUUACAAGAAUAACUACACGUCUGACUGGCGAUGGUUCAGCAUCAAGUGCGAACGUAUAAUUGAAAACGAACUUCAAAAGAAGUCCCUGCGUGAGGAAGACAAGAAGGCUUACGGGAGCUGGGUGAAGGAGGCCCAGAAUUUGUCAACCUUUAGGUCGUUUUUUCCAAAAAUCCUCCUUAAGGUUUACAGCCGAUGUGAUGACCCGCACAAGUUUUUCUCUAAACUUGUUAUCCAGAAGUUCGAUGCCGUCGUGUUCUUCUGCGACGCGAGUGGCUUCUCUAACCUAGCAGAGCAAUUGGACAAGCGAAUCAAUGGCACGGAACUACUUGGUAAUUGCCUUAACAAGUUCUUUAACAUCCUCAUCAAAAUUAUCGACUGUUGGGGUGGAGACAUAAUUAAGUUCAGCGGGGAUGCUGUAUUGGUCAUUUGGCCUUUGCGCCGUGGCCACAGGGGGGCCAACUCGGCCAGGAACGCGAUAACACAUAUGGAAGAGUCAGCCGAGGCAACCGCAUUCCCUUCCACAUCCAUGGCUACGAUGAACAGGACCCAACCGCAGGACAACUCCGAUUACUAUCCUUCCGACACCACCACCCCAAACGGAACACCGAACGGAACACCGAACGGAACAUCGAACGGAGCAUCGAACGGAACAUCAAACGGAGCAUCGAACGGUAUCCCCAACGGUAUCCCCAACGGUAUCCCCAACGGAACCCCCAAUGGAGCAAAGAAACCAAAUCAAAAGGAGAAAAACGUUAAAAAAAUAUGUAUGCUCGCCCUGGGGUGCUGUGUAGACAUACACAAAUUGUUGAAUAAGUUCCCAACGCCCAUCGAAAAUAAAUACCUUAAGGUUCAUAUUGCAAUCACCUACGGAAAAGUAUCCUUCCUCCAACUCGGGAAUAUAUUGAACAAGAGAGACUACCUUCUUUCUGGAAAACCUUUAGAAGAAAUAGGAGUCGCCGAGUCAUUGGCUAGAAAUGGAGAAAGCGUGAUAUCCCACAGGUUUUAUGAAAAGGUGAAGGACAGAAUUGUUGUGAAGGAGACGGCGAAGAAGAAGUUCUUCCUUUUCGUGAAGAUGAAGGAGGAGAUAGAUAUGCGGGAGUUGAAAAGGGAGUAUGAAGAGGGAGACGAGUGGGAACUCCCAACGGGAGAAGUGCCCAUAAAUUUAUCUAGAGGAGCAUCUAAGGAGGAAGAAGAAUCUAAGGAUGGAAAAGGUUCUAAGGAAGGGUCUAUGCACGUGGUUAACACGUGUGCAACCCGUAGGAUAUGCGGAUACGACCAAAGUGAGACUCCCCUCGUGCACGAACACUUCUGCCAUCUCUUGAAAAGCUUCAUUCCAGAUAUAGUUUACCGUAAAAUAGCAACGGGUUGUAAUGUCUUUAUAAAUGAAAUAAGGAAAGUAACCAUCAUCUUUCUUUCAGUGAAGGAUAUCGAUACGUCUACCAUGAUCGGUGUCUAUUCUGCUCAUGGUAUUAUGAAGCUAACACAGAAGGCUGUAUUUACCAUGGAGGGUACAAUUAAUAAGUUCAUUUACGAUGAUAAGGGUAUUCUUAUCCUUAUCAUGUUUGGUCUACCCCCUUUGUAUCACUGUGAUGAUUCCAUCAGGGCUCUGCUCACUUGUUUUCGCCUAAUUGAUGCCCUGAAGUCUCUUAAGUUGAAUGGAAGUAUCGGUAUUUCCACCGGAAGAAUAUGGUGUGGACUCAUUGGAAAUAAAAUUAGAAAAGAAUAUACUGCACUUGGUGAUUCGGUGAACGUGGCCGCUCGACUUUGUUGUAAAGCUGGCAACAAGGAGAUUUACGUGGAUGAAAAUACCUUCAAUGGUUGUAAGCAUUUUAUUUCUUUUCAGAAACUUAUCUCCAUAAAGGUGAAGGGGAAGAAGAAGCUCAUUAGGAUUUACUCCCCUAUAGGGACUAUAAAUAGGAGCUGUCCUCAGUUCGGCUUGGAACAGGGUGGCGCGCAUGGCUACUUCACCGAUGAGGAGUUGCAGGCGGCUGGGGAGGAAGUGCCUGAGGAGGGGGAGGCGCAAAAAGGAAGUGAUAAAAAAGUACAGCGGAGGAGCGUAAGCGAUGGGUACACACAGGGGGGGAGUGUAAGCGAUAAGUGUACGCAACGGGAAAGGAGCCUGAGUACACAGCGUGAAGGCGAGGAAAGUACUUGCAACAAGCGGGACGGCCACACCGCCAAGGAGGAAACAGGGGCUAUGGAAACAGCCGAUGUGACAGAAAAUGCGGAGAUGAACGAAGUCACCGACUUCUCCUUCCUAAACAAAAACUACCUCCUUCGCUACUACCAACGCACGUAUCGCCGAGGGAUUAAGCGACUUCUCGGGAAGAAGGACUGCCUCUACUACUUGAGGCGGUGCGAGGGGGGGGAUGACGCCUUUUCUCAGGGGGAAGACACGUGGAGGAACCCGUGGAGGGAUACUUGGCAAGCCGCCUACAGGGACGACCCGUACAGCGAAAUAAAAGCUAACACCCCCCUGGACUACAUCACCCACACAGGCCCACUCCUCCUCCACGAGUACUACGAUCCCCUCUACUGCGACUUCUUUCAAAUGUACAACACAGGGGGAGUGCUCUUUCUGCAGGGAAACGAACAUCUAGGUAUCUUCGAAAUAAUCACACUCGUAUCGAGAAAACUAAGUAAUUACAAAACAUUCAAAAUAAGUAACAUGCCUCACUCUCUAUACAUUAACGUAACGAAUCCGUUGCUCCCAUGGAAAAUGCUAUGCAACGAGAUGCUCCAACUGUGGAGCUCUUGUAAGAUGAGGAAGGCAAAUACCUUAAUUAGGAAUGAAGACAACUACAACUUGCUACGCGAAAUCACAUACCCCUCAUACCAUUGGUUUUUUAAGUGCAUGUCUAGUGUUGUGGACGACUUAGCCAUCCCCUAUUGGGGAGACUCAGGUAGGAAAGUGCAGACGGAGAAGAAGGGGAGAAAGACACCAGUUCGUUCGAAACAGACCGGAGCAGUGCUACCCUCGACGCAACAAUCUACGGACAAGGACACAGAUGUAGGGACAGGAGACCCCACUGAUGAACUCACCGCUCCAGAUACUUAUGCACGACAACAUGAGGACAGCAAAUCUAAAAAGAAAACGAAAAAAAAAAAAAAAAAAAAAAAAAAAAAAAAAGAUAAUAACAAUGAUAAUGAUAAUGACAUUGACAAUGACAAUGACAAUGACAAUGACAAUGACUGUUCCACCAGCAGUUCCUCCAGUAGUUGUGGUUGCUACGGGAAGGAUGGAUCCAAACAGCGCACGAGGAUGAAAAAACAAAAGGGUAAAUUGUGCAGGCGGAUCCUAACCACCAUUGAUCGCUUUUUCAGUAGAACCACGCGGGAGGAAGGAAGGCGCCCUGGUGCGUUUCUUAACCCGGUCAAAGAGGCGGGAACUCAUACAGUUACUCAAACGGAUCGUCACAUCGACGUUGACACCUGUAACCGUGCCACCAACUCCGGGAGUUACCCUUUCGCAGAGGCGCACCCCUUACUGAAGAGAGAUGCCAAGGGUAACCGAAUGGGGAUCAUCAGCUCCAUGCUUUACUACUUCACCCUGCAUGAAUACACAUUUGUCGUCUUUAAUUACCGAGCGGGCACCUCCCUAAAUAUCAUGGGUGAUGAGAGCGCCUUGGGGAUCUGCAAAAAUAUUGCGAAGCUUGCCAUGUAUAAAAGAAACAAAAUUUUAAAUAACAUACAUAGGGGGAUUAAACACUGGAGAAGGCACCACUGCAGAGGUUGUAACUACUGCAAGGGAGUUACCCAUGUGGGAGGUGGUCACUCCUCCAUGGAGAAUGAUGAUCCUGCUUUAGCCACCCAGAGUGACAGUGCCGAUUGGAUGCAAAGAGGACGCUCCUCCGGUAGCACACAUACACAAGGUGGACAAACCUCCCGCGUGGAACAUAACACGGGAUCAUCUUUGCGUAAGAGCGAGGUGGAAUCUGACACUCCAGAAGAUAGAGAUAGUGAUAUCCGAAGCGAUAGUGGUGAUCAUACGCAUGAAACUACUACCCCUCAAGGGGGAGAAACACAAAGGCACUUAAAGAAGGCAGACAACCUGGGCAACAUCAACAUAGCGCAAAUGUUCAGAGAAGAACGGGCCAAGAGAACCCAACGAAUCAAUGGGAGGUUCUACAAAACGCUGUUUCCAAAUAUAAACGAUAACAUACUUCUGUACGUGGCUGAGCAGAAGAUGAGGGAGCAAUCACAGGGGAGAGGUAACAUCUCGACUGACGCAGGGGGAAGUCCAAUGGAUGGAUUCACACGAAAGGAUGAAUAUAAUACAAAUGACACUCCACUCAUAGAAAACGAACUCAUCAGGAGCACUCUCUACUCCAUUAAAGGGAAAAAAUCUCCACUGUGUGAUCCCAUCUUCAAAGGAAAACACAAACCAUUAAUCUUCCUCUUCGUGAAUGGCAUGAAAGACGACGCUAUAAAGAUCGGAGCCAUACGGAAGAUUAAAAAGUGUGCAGAACAGUGCAAUGGAUACUUAAAACUGGAGGAAUUAAACAGAGAAAGAUUAUGUGAUUUUGUGUGUCUUUGUUUACGUGUGAAGAAGGACGAGUUAAACAAGGAGCUAGUGAAUUACCUGCACAAGACAUGCUUCGGAAUCCCUAAAUUUGUCCAGUACACUCUCUUCUACCUGCUAACAAAGAAGUACAUUAAGCUAUACAGAUAUGCAUGCGGGGUUAGAGAAAGUGAGCCUGUCAGCGAAGCGCCUAACCAAAGGGAUACCUCAAUUGGAGACAGAGGCACAGAAGAACAUUCACGAAACAGUGGAUUCUCUUCGAACCGUGAGAAUGGUCUCCUCCGCAAGGAGGAUUUUUCCUCUGUGAGUAGUACCAUCAAUGCGGGCUCCACCAGUCUACACGAUCCCACUUCGUACACCUACAUCAAUGAAGAAACUAAGCAGAUCAUUACACAGCAAAAUGGGUUCCAAAACUUCCAGUUCUGUGAAGAAACGGAAUAUGAUGAUAACAGGAGUGAUGAUAAUGUCAGUUACAACGAACUCCGCAGCAACGAUAGUCGAGACAAACAACUUCGUAUCAAUCGAGACGCCUCGCUGACGGGCCCAAUCUCAAUGGAAAAGGAUAAUCCAACCGGGACUCACCAAAAAGGGUGCAAGUACACGAUAAAAGUAGUGCGCGACUUGAACUCAGCUCCUUUGGUUCCACGCCUUACGGCCCACUGCAUGUCCCUGAUCGAUAGCCUUAACCAGGAGGAGCUCCUUCUGGCCAAACUAUGUUCCUUCUUCAAGCAGAAUUUUAACAUAAAAAAAAUGGAGUGCAUAUUUCCCAGAUAUAUUUCUAGAUCAGAAUUGAAAAGAAUAAUUAAGGAGCUCAUCAGGAAGAGAGUCUUCCAAGUGUGCGAAGAGAACAGAGAAAAUCAAGUACCAACGGAAGAUGUGAACUCCAUACACAACAUCAAUUUUGUCUACAGGGAUAUCUACAACCUUAUAAAUGACAUUACUGCCAAAAGGCAUAAGCACCAUUCAGUGUUCAGAAAGAACUCUGCCAUCCAAGACGAGGCAUUGUUCUUUUGCAUAACGAAUUUCUCACUCAAGAAGGUGCUGAACGAUCUGCUCGAGAACGAAGAAAAAAAAUACAUCCAAAAAAUAUACAAAAAGUAUUUGGACGAGUAG
Plasmodium knowlesi strain H is the source of this 5721-nucleotide messenger RNA. RefSeq names its product adenylyl cyclase beta, putative. NCBI's taxonomy places the organism in Eukaryota, Apicomplexa, Aconoidasida, Haemosporida, Plasmodiidae. Gene Ontology annotation, biological process: cyclic nucleotide biosynthetic process; intracellular signal transduction. The transcript has 5 exons. The record is from RefSeq and is a predicted model, not a curated record. The coding region runs from base 1 to 5721 and encodes 1906 amino acids.